AUGGCCAAAAGAAAACAAAGCUCAUCAAUAAAGACUAAAACUAAGACAAAUAUUUCUGCUCCUGCAGUUAAAAAGUCUAAAAAGUCUACCACAGUUGCUGUGGCCACUGUAACUGCUGAUCAACAACAACAACAACAUUCUUCUCAAAAACUAACCAUCGAAGAUGUUUUUGAAAAAGAAGAAGCCAUUUUGGAAUCAGCUAAAAACUAUAACCAACUUGUACCUCUUUUGCAAGCCCUUAAAAAUGAAAUCAAGUCUGACAAAGAAAAAAAUACUAAUAAUAAUGAUAACGAAGACCAAGAAGAUGAUGAGGGAGAAGAAGAAGACCUUGUCAUUGCUCUCAUCACAUGCCUUUUUAAAAUCUUUGGCAAACUUUUGAAAAAAAACCAACUGCGUUCAUUUCCAACCAUGACCCCUGCUCAACAAAAGGUCACCGAGUGGCUUGGAGAACGUUAUGAUACUUUUAAAAACCUUUUAUUCACUACCAUCAAAACAAGUACAAACGAUACCCUACAGGCUCUAGCAGUGCAAAUCAUUUUCCGACUUGCCAAGGUUGAAAACGCCCAUUACUCUCUUGAUGAGAUUUACUUUCCUAAACCUUUAUUGGUUGGGCUUUUCGAGGCAGUGUUAUUUGCAAAUGAUACAGCCCACGUUGACGUGGCCAUUGAAGAACUUACAGACAAAUACCUGAUAGAAUAUGACGACAUACGCUACUACUUUAUGAGUCUUGUCGAUGGUCUCUUAGUAGACUUGCUUGUGGAUCAAAAGAAGCUUCAAGAUAACUCUGAUCCGGAAUUUAAGUCCUUGGCUGCCAUUGCAUCUGUCCGACUUUUCGACAUUUUGUCCAAACUAUCUGCCAUUUUCCCUGACUCUGAUGACCAGGUCAAUAGCUUUUAUCUUGAAGUCCCCAAAAAAUAUGUCAACCCAACCCGUCUUAUCUCAUCACCAUUGCGACUCUCUAGUCACAAGACUGUUUUCCAAAAAUGCUGGCUUUCUGCAUUUAAGCUCCCCGUUUCUUACGACCAAUACAAGGCCGUACUCCAGAUUCUUCACAAGUCAAUCAUCCCCAAUAUGAUCCAGCCACAGAUGCUGCUUGACUUUUUGACUAACGCAUAUGACGCCGGUGGACCCAUCUCAAUUCUUGCUCUUAACGGUCUCUUUUCACUGAUGCAAAAAUAUAACCUCGAAUACCCCAACUUUUAUGCAAAACUGUACCAACUCUUUGAUAACUCCAUUCUCCAUGUCAAGUACCGUUCCCGGUUCUUGCGUCUUGUGGACGUUUUCCUUUCAUCAACCCACGUGGCUGCAAACAUUGUGGCAUCUUUUAUUAAGAAACUUUCCCGUCUGGCGCUCUAUGCCCCUCCUGCUGCUAUUGUUGCCAUUGUACCCUUCAUUUACAAUCUUCUUAAGCGCCACCCAACAUGUAUGGAUUUGAUCCAGCGACCAGACUACGAUGCUGGAGAUGAUGAUGGGUUUAUGGAUCCAUUUGACGAUAACGAGAUGGAUCCUCUUUACACAAACGCUAUUGAAUCGUCUUUAUGGGAGCUUGAAACAUUGCAAACACACUAUCAUCCGAACGUGGCUACCCUGACACGUAUUAUUUCGGAACAAUUUACAAAGGAAAGUUACAACAUGGAAGACUUUUUGGAUAUGUCAUACAGCACACUGAUGGAGGCUGAACAAACUAGACGUUUGAAGGCACCUCCAGCCCUGGAGUUUGAGACUUUUGAUAGAAUCUUUGGGUUUAAGCGACCAGAUCAAGGUGAAGUGGAAGAUGAGGAGAUUGAUGAGGGCGUGAAUCCUCCCAUGAUGGUUAAUUGGGUUUUUUAA
Messenger RNA from Magnusiomyces paraingens, 1830 nucleotides. RefSeq lists its product as uncharacterized. The record is from RefSeq and is a predicted model, not a curated record. Lineage: Eukaryota; Fungi; Ascomycota; Dipodascomycetes; Dipodascales; Dipodascaceae. The transcript has a single exon. Bases 1 to 1830 code for a protein of 609 amino acids. Gene Ontology annotation, cellular component: nucleolus; Noc4p-Nop14p complex; small-subunit processome. Gene Ontology annotation, biological process: ribosome biogenesis.